UGUUGUCUUUUGCACUUUGCAUCCGCUGGCUUGUAGAGCCACACGGUAGUUUAUUUCAAUGCUGUGGGAUCCCUGCAACACAGAGUUAAAAAAUGGACAAAGAUUGGGCUCUGGCUUUGAUCCUGCAGCUGCUUCUUUGUCACAAAGGCAGCACAGACCUGCAGACCUCUUGUCCGUACAAAUGUCAGUGUUUCACUCCGGCUCAAGUGCUGUGUGCUGAUGAACGGAUGACAGCUUUACCCAGCAAUAUGUCCAGGCAGGUCAAGGAGUUGAUUAUAAUGACAUCAGCUGUAGCGUAUCUGUUCCCUCACACUUUAGAGGAGAGCCCCCAACUCACCAAGCUCAUCUUUUUAAAUAAUGCACUGAGGAGUAUUCACCGUCAGGCUUUUGACAAUCUGACUGAGUUGCAGGAGCUGGACAUCAGCGGGAACCCCUGGCUGGAGAAUUUAUUUCUGGGCACUUUUUCAAAGCAAGGAAACUUGACGAAACUGCAGCUAAACUUCAACAGAUUCAAGACAGUCCUCCCUGGUAUGUUUGACUCCUUGAAACAGUUAGAAACUCUGGAAAUGAAGAGCAACAUUAUAUCGGAUCUGCCUCAAUUUCUUUUCCUGAACCUUCACGAGCUGCGUUCCCUGGAUUUGUCCCAAAAUAAGCUUGAAGAAGUGAACAGGGAGACUUUUUCUGGUCUGGGGAAGCUGGAAAUCCUGAAACUGAACCACAACCUCAUUAGCAAUCUUACAUCUGACACAUUCCACAAUGUUUCUGAGCUGAGAGAGCUUCACCUUCAGUGGAACAAGAUAUCACACCUUCAUGACAGCGUCUUCUCUGCGUUAACAGAACUGAAGGUGCUGAAUCUCCGUGGGAAUCUUCUUACAACCUUCAGCGAUCAAGUGUUCGGAUUCAAUAACUCAACUUUAUUGGAGCUGAACCUAAAAGGCAACAGACUGACUGAACUGUCCUCUCUAAGCAGAUUGACCUCACUUACUGACCUCAUCUUGUCUUCUAACCUGCUCUCCAACCUUCCUGAACACAUUUUUAGAAAUGUUACCGUCUUAGAGAACCUGGAUCUGUCCGAAAACCAGCUCACAAUGCUGCCCGAAACUAUCUUUAAUGAUUUAUUUAGCAUCAAAGCGAUCCACCUCCACAACAACAACCUGAGCAAAGUGGACGCCAAACUGUUUGAGGACCAGGUGCUCAUUCAGCAGCUCUAUCUGUCCAACAACCAGCUGGAAACUCUCCCACUGGGCCUUUUAGACCCGUUUGUCAUCCAGCAUACUGUGAGGCUGCAUGGAAACCCCUGGAAAUGUGACUGCCACAUGUGGUACCUGCAUGACUGGGUGCUGAGAAACAGCCAAGACGUAGAGAUGCUGGACAGGAUGCUGUGCGAGAGCCCCAUUUUUUUAAAAAAACAGACAGUCGUCUCCAUCGACAGGGACCAGCUGGUGUGUCAGGUGUCUAAAGACGAGGCGCCUGAUCUCAGCGCCUGCAGCCUCCAAGCAUCUAAUGGCACCAUGAUUAUUAAGUGUAAAGUUAACAAAUGUUCUCCGCUGACAGUCAAAGUACAGUUUCAGGAGGAUAACGGCCGUAUCAAGGAGCAUAUUUUAAAAAAGGAACCUGAACAUUCUCAAUGUAGCAAUAAGACUGUGAUUGGAAGUCCCAUUGAGUAGUUUUCUUGCUUUGAAAGACUUUGUUCUGUGUGCAAAUUCACAUCAUAUGUUCUGACUGUCAGAGUCAAUACUGUAAACAAACCUCCAACUCAUGAGCUGAUAACCAGGAAACAUGAAUGACGCUGAAUGAUAAGAGGGGUGGAUGAACCUUUUUUUUUUUUUUUUGUACAAGUUCAAAGUUCAGGGCACUAUUUUUUAAGAACCUGCUAACAGGAACAAUGAGUAAGAUGUUAAUAAUCUGCUAACAUGUAUUCUGAAAGUUGUUCAAGUUCCAGUAGAUGUCUCUGGUUCUCUUCUGUACAUGAACAGGCAACACCUGACUCUCUUCAGACAAACCCAGAACUGUAAUUUUAAUAGAUAUUUGGGGAAAUGCUCCAAAUUUUGCCCUCCAUUUGUUGACAUAAUAAACAUUCGAAAAUGUGUUGUGCUACAGCAAGCAUUGUGCACUAUAAUAUGAAAAACACAUUCCAAAUGUAAUCAUAAUUAAACUUAUCAUUAUUAAGACUGGUCCUACUAUUAACGUGUACAGUUCUGUGUGUGGUUUGUCCAGUUGGUGUUGCCAUACCCCAUCAGAAGCUGCAUUUCAUUAUUUUGAGAUAUAUUAAAAAGUGAAAAACUAGAAUGUAAUAUACAGUUGUGCUCAUAAGUGUACAUACCCUGGCAGAAUUUAUGAUUCCUUGGUCAUUUUUCAGAGAAUAUGAAUGAUAACACAGAAACUUUUCUUUCAUGCAUGAUAAGUGGUUGGGUGAAGCCAUUUAUUAUCAAACAACUGUAUUUACUCUUUUUAAAUCAUAUUGACAACAGAAACUACUCAAAUGACUGAUCAAAAGUUUACUUACCCCAGUUCUUAAUACUGUGUAUUCCCUCCUUUAACAUCAAUGACAGCUUGAAGUCUUUUGUGGUAGUUGUAGAUGAGGGUCUUUAUUUUGUCAGAUGGUAAAGCUGCCCAUUCUUCUUGUCAAAAAGCCUCCAGCUCCUGUAAAUUCUUGGGCUGCCUUGCAUGAACUGCACGUUUGAGAUCUCCCCAGAGUGGCUCAAUGAUAUUGAGGUCAGGAGACUGAGAUGGCCACUCCAGAACCUUUACUUUAUUCUGUUGUAGCCACUGACAGGUAGACUUGGCCUUGUGCUUUGGAUCGUUGUCAUGUUGGAACGUCCAAGUAUGUCCCAUGUGCAGCUUCCAGGCUGAUGAGUGCAAGUUUUCCUCCAGUAUUUUCUGAUAACAUGCUGCAUUCAUCUUGUUUCCUGUGCCUCUGUAGCUCACACAUCCCCAAAACAUCAGCGAUCCACCUCCGUGUUUCACAGUAGGGAUUGUGUACUUCUCAUUAUAGGCCUUGUUUACUCCUCUCCAAAUGUAGCGUUUAUGGUUGUGGCCAGAAAGUUCAAUUUUGGUCUCAUCACUCCAAAUGACUUUGUUCCAGAAGUUUUGAGGCUUGUCUCUGUGCUGUUUGGCAUAUUGUAAGCGGGAUGCUUUAUGGCAUUUGCGUAGUAACGGCUUUCUUCUGGCGACUCGACCAUGGAGCCCAUUUCUGUUCAAGUGCCUCCUUAUUGUGCAUCUUGAAACAGCCACAACAGUUUUUUUCAGAGACUCCUGUAUUUCAGCUGAAGUUAUUUGUGGGUUUUUCCUUUGUAUCCCGAGCAAUUUUUCUGGCAUCUGUGGCUGAAAUUUUUGUUGGUCUACCUGACCGUGGUUUGGUUUCAACAGAACCCCUCAGUUUCCACUUCUUAAUUAAUGUUUGAACACUGCUGAUAGGCAUUUUCAGAUCCUUGGAUAUCUUUUUAUAUCCCUUUCCUGUUUUAUACAGUUCAAUUACCUUUUCCCGCAGAUCCUUUGACAAUUCUUUUGCUUUCCCCAUGAUUUAGAAGCCAGAAACGUCAGUGCAGCACUGGAUGAAAGAUGAAGGGCCUGUCAAGAGCCCAGAAACUCACUGACCUUUUAUACACACACACUGAUUACAAGCAAAUAGAUCACAGGUGAGGAUGGUUACCUUUAGUAGCCAAUCAAACCCGUUUGUGUCAACUUGUGUGCCUGUUAUCAGGCCAAACCUCCAGGGUAUGUAAACUUUUGAUCAGGGCCAUUUGGGUACUUUCUAUUGUCAUUAUAAUUUAAAAAGAAUAAACACAGUUGUUUGAUAAUAAAAAAAAAACUAUAGCACAACAUUAACCAUGAGUGAAAGAAAUGUUUUUGUGUUAUCAUUCAUAUUCUCUGAAAAAUGGCCAAGAAAUCAUAAAUUCUGCCAGGAUAUGUAAACUUAUGAGCACAACUGCAAGUGGGCAUCAUGGAUUGUGAUCAUUUUUGGAAAGUAAUGUGAAAAUUAUUAUUAUUAUUAAAUUGGUUAUGGUCUUCUAUUGCUA
Messenger RNA from Amphiprion ocellaris (clown anemonefish), 4019 nucleotides. RefSeq names its product carboxypeptidase N subunit 2. The transcript has 2 exons. Gene Ontology annotation, molecular function: protein binding. The coding region runs from base 93 to 1667 and encodes 524 amino acids. Gene Ontology annotation, cellular component: extracellular matrix. The record is from RefSeq and is a predicted model, not a curated record. NCBI's taxonomy places the organism in Eukaryota, Metazoa, Chordata, Actinopteri, Pomacentridae.